CUCACAGCCACACUGCAGGGACAGAACCGCCCCUGGGCUGCUGCCGGUGAGUCACAGCGUGGGAGGGCUGUGCAGUGCAGUUAGAGAGCUCGAAACAGUUAAGCAGCAUCCGUCUGUGUGUGUGUGCACUAUUGCUUUUGCCUCUCCUUAGCUCUCCCACUGCUGCUCUUUGGAGCUGAGCCCUUCGCCCAGCUGUAGGUGCCGUGUUUGUUCCCAAAGGGAACUCGGAUGGCUCUCUGGGCUGGCCGUGCCAGGGGCCGGUUUCAGCAGCACGGUGCGUAGGCCUGCAUGGAACAAGUUGGACUUCCAGCUGCCUGCCUGCGCCCUCGGUGCCUUCUGACGCUGCCCGGGGUGGCCGCUGGCCAUGCUGCUGCUCCUCACUGUGCCUCGGCCUCCGUUCCUGAUGGACAAAGCCAGGACUGACAGCUGCUGCUGUGAACUUGAAGCCAAGAAGGCUUGCGACUGGCUGCGAGCGGCGGGAUUCCCGCAGUAUGCCCAGCUUUACGAAGACUCGUUGUUCCCUCUUGACAUCGGCGCUGUGAAGAAAGACCACAGUUUCCUGGACAAGGAUUCUCUCAAAUCUCUCUGCAGGAGGCUGAUGACCCUGAACACAUGUGCCUCCAUGAAGCUGGAAGUCCACUUUCAGCGUAAACAGAAUGAAGACUCUGAGGACGAGGACCUGUGCGCCAUCAGUGACCGGUGGGCUUUCCAGCGGGACAGCAAGAGGUGGUCCCGGGUGGGCUCUGCUGAUGUCCUCUCCCAGGCCUCCGAGGUCCCCACCUCCAGCGUGCGGCAGGCGUCCAGCCAUGAGAGCGUCCUCACUGACCUCAGCACCAACCCAGAGGCUGUGUCCCUUCACAGCAGUGCCAGCAUGGGCAGCACACUCGGUGUCGCAGCCACACCACCUGACCUGUCCCCUGGCCACGGCGCUGCUGUCACCCAGCCCGCCUGCAGCCCCAGCAGCUGCUCCUUGGCCAAGCAGCCCUUGAACCAUGGCGAAGGUUCCAAGGAGAAGCCAAAGAAGCGGAGAUCUCGCAGCUUCCUGAAGAGGAUUGAGUCGCUGCGAAGGAAGGACAAAGAGAAAGCUGGCCCAGAUGAGAAGGAUGUUCCUCGCAGCGAUGUCGUGGCCAGUCCUGGCUGGGACUGCGCAAAGAAUAAUGGGGACCUCCCAGCCACCAAGGCCGGCUCCCCUAAAAGAGGAGUAUCUGCCUCUUUCCAUGGCAAAAAACGCUUCUUCUCAGUGUCAUACAGGACUAACCGCUUGGUGGGCUCAGGCAGAGGCAAGGUGGGCUCUGACCCAAAACGCAGCGGGCUCCACCUGGAGGCCUAUCAGACAGCCGCAGAGCCCAGUGGUGACUGGGCUGCAGGACAAUGCCAGCACCGGCAGGCGUGCCGUGGGGACUGCCUGGUAUAUGUUCCCAGGGACCACAAGCCGGGCACCUUCCCCAAAUCCCUCUCCAUUGAGAGCUUGUGCCCCCUGGGCAGCGGCUCCUUGAGCAGCUGGAAGCCGGGAGCCAAGCCUGGGGGUCUGCUGGGGGGCUGUGGCAGCAGCAGCAGUGCGGAGGGCUCGUCCUCCCCGCAGGGCUUUGCCUGCCGCCGCCGCGGUUCCUGCAGCUCCCUGGGCAGCCGGGUGAGCGUGUACGACAACGUGCCCGAGUUUGGCAGCGCUGAGGAUCUCUGCAAGGGAGAUGAGGAGGUGACCUACGAGAACCUGGACGAUAUCCUGCAGCACAUGUGGGGGCUGCAGCAGAAGGUGGAGCUCUGGUAUAAAGCCAUCUCCCCCGAGCUGGUGGGGGAAGAAGGGGGCGAGGAGGAAGAGGAGGAGGAGGAAGAAGAGGAGACAGACUCGGGAGGGGAGCCCACCUUCCCCUCCAACCUGCACCUUGAGGAGCGCUCCAUGUCAGACGUCGGCACCUCUGCCAGUGACUUUGACAGCACGGGCAACUCCCUGAACGAGGCCGAAGAGCUGGAGAUGCGGGAGCGCCCACAGAGGAGGCAAGCUCCCCCCAUGCCUUUGAGGAAAGGCAGCAAAGUGCUUCCCCAGCAUCCUGCACAGCAGUGCUACUGCUACAUUCCAUCUGUGUGCAUGGAGGGGUCUGUGCUGCAGCCUCUGCUCAGCACCGGCUGA
Meleagris gallopavo (turkey) is the source of this 2128-nucleotide messenger RNA. The record is from RefSeq and is a predicted model, not a curated record. NCBI's taxonomy places the organism in Eukaryota, Metazoa, Chordata, Aves, Galliformes, Phasianidae.